GCACGUGGUGCAGAAAUCCAGGUGGUUAAUCGUCUGGGCUACACCGUGGACUCAGUGAAUUGGGCCGAUGUGAUCUUCACUGCGGGCGGCGAUGGCACAUUUCUGUUGGGCGCGCACAAAAUCCGAAACCGGGACAAACUGAUCGUUGGUUUGAACACGGAUCCGGACUUGUAA
Molecule: messenger RNA, 174 nt
Organism: Echinostoma caproni
Lineage: Eukaryota; Metazoa; Platyhelminthes; Trematoda; Plagiorchiida; Echinostomatidae
Source: the annotation of a GenBank genome assembly